This is a messenger RNA of Panicum virgatum (switchgrass), 949 nucleotides long. Its product is annotated as DNA-binding protein MNB1B. The transcript is spliced from 8 exons. NCBI's taxonomy places the organism in Eukaryota, Viridiplantae, Streptophyta, Magnoliopsida, Poales, Poaceae. The coding region runs from base 166 to 639 and encodes 157 amino acids. The record is from RefSeq and is a predicted model, not a curated record.
GAGUUGGCUUGGGGCCCCCGGAAACGGGCGGAAUCGCAGAUAUGCCCUCGGGGGCGCGCCUCCUUCUUAUCCCCUGCCCUCUGCGCCCGCCUCUCUCUGUCUCCUCCUCCCUUUCCCCUCCCAAGGCCAGGCCAGCCUUGCCCUCUCCGCGUCCAGGAAUCCGCCAUGAAGGGGGCCAAAUCCAAGGGCGCCGCCAAGGCCGAUGCCAAGCUGGCGGUGAAGAGUAAGGGGGCGGAGAAGCCGGCCAAGGGCAGGAAGGGAAAGGCCGGCAAGGACCCCAACAAGCCCAAGAGGGCGCCCAGCGCCUUCUUCGUCUUCAUGGAGGAAUUCCGCAAGGAGUUCAAGGAGAAGAACCCUAAAAACAAGUCUGUUGCUGCGGUGGGGAAAGCUGCCGGCGACAGGUGGAAAUCCCUGACAGAAGCGGACAAGGCUCCUUAUGUAGCCAAGGCCAAUAAACUCAAGCUUGAGUACAACAAGGCCAUUGCGGCCUACAACAAGGGCGAGAGCACUGCUGCCAAGAAGGCUCCUGCCAAGGAGGAAGAGGAGGAGGAUGAAGAGGAGUCUGACAAGUCAAAGUCUGAGGUCAACGACGAGGAUGAUGAAGAGGGUAGUGAGGAGGAUGAAGACGAUGACGAGUAAGCUCAGGUCAAGUUGAUGCUCCAUUCAACAAUGGAGUGCCAGAAUGCAAAGGCCCUGUGUCGGGAAUUAAAAGGAGCCUAUCCAGUCUACUAGAAUUAUUCAGUUUCACUUCACAUCGUGAUGUUUUACUUUUGUCUGUCCUAUAAUGGAUAUCGCUCCUUGUUGGCGCCACCGGCGGGCUAGUGUUUGCACGGUGGGCACACCGGCAAUACCCGCUUGUACCUAGAUUACCGUUUCCAUUGUCAUCAGCUAACAUUGUGAUAAUAUCAGUUUGGGUAAUGUUAGAUUAAGUAAUCAUCGUUGUCCUCCA